AUGUCCAAUAUAUUGUAGAGAAUGGUAACCAAAGAGGUCAAAAGGAGAUAAGUGGAGAGUCGCUUAUUGAACAGAUCAUAAUAAACAUUGAGAUAACUCAUUCCUGAUUUGAAAUCUCCUAUUAAAUCACCCUAAGUCUCAACUGCACUUGAGUAAUUUAAGAGUAAAUUUACAGAAGGCAAAUACAUUUUUCAAAUUGAAUAACAAAGAAAAAGCUAGUUAGAUGAGGUUUUUUCGAGGGUUCAAAUACCAAUUAAAAGGGACUUCUUGGAUGUAUUAUUGCAAUAAUUUGAAACUGAAUUAUGGAGAGUUUCUAAUGAACAGAAUCUCCAGUACUUAAGUGAUCGAUACUUGAGUUAUCAAUUAUCAAAUAACAAAUUUCUUAAACACCUUGUCUAAUUUGUGGAUGAAUAGAGAGAGAAAGCUGAACUUGCAUUGGGUUAAUUGGCAGGCAAAGAAGCUACGAUCAAUGAAUUGUAAAGUAAGUAUGCGCAACUGUAAAUGAUGUUUCAACAAUUGUCUCACAACAAAGAUGAUGGAUAGACUAAGCUAAAUAAAAAUGAAAGUGUCAAAAGAUAGAAAGAAUUAUACAUGGAGAAUGUGAGAUUGAAGAAUGAAAUUGAAAGAAUUCAAGACAAAUUAAAGUAAAUUGAGAAUCAAACGAAUGUUCAGAAAUUGCAAGAAUAAUAUUAGGAAUUAGCAAGAAAGUCAAGUGAGAAAAUUCAUGAACUCUUGAAUGAAAAUUAAAUCAAAGAGAAAUAGCUAUAAAAACUCAAUCUCCACUAUCAGAACAUCAAAUCACAAUAUAAUAAAUUAGAAAAUGAAUCCAAAGCCUAUUAAACUGUAUUUGAAGCCAAUAAGUAACACCUCGAUCGAUUGAUUAAGGAGAAUGAAUUACAUACAAACUUAAUGAAUAGAUACAGAGAAAUAGCUUGUAUGCAAAGGGAAGACUUUGAAGUGAGAAUCAUGUAUUACAAGGAAGAAUUGAGUGUAGCAUCGAAAGCAAAGGAUAAGUUAAUGUAAUUGUAAUCAAAGUUAGAUCGAUUCUAAAUUGAGAAAUCCAAAGACAUAGAACCACUCCCCAAUAAUAAUUAUGAGAAGGAGAAGACAGGCUUGGAGAAAUUCAAUGAUCUAUUUAGUAAUGAUAAAACCUAUCAGCGUUUAACAUAUUAAGCUCUGCAAGAGGAGAAGGGGAGAAUAGUAACAAGAGUAGGACAUUCAAUUGUCACUAUGGAGUAACAUUUCAAUGCAUAGGAAAUUUAAUUGGAGAAAUUCACAAUUGGAUAUUGUCCAUUUGUCAAUUUAGUUGAACAUCAUAAAAAAACAUUGGAACAAGAGUUCAGUGGAUUAUAGUAUAAACGCCCAAAUCUACAAUUGCUAGUUACAUUACGAGUUAUUCUUGAUAGCAAAUGGAAUGAAAUGUAAAUUAAACCAGAGAAGAUGUGGACUCAUUUACCUGAGUUCGCAUAUUCUCAUUUGAUGAACUUCAAAGUAGACAUGCAAACCAAAUCCAUCAAAAAGAUUGAUCAGGAUGUUCAUCGUAUAGAUGAUCAGAUUAUCAAAUUUAUAGUGGAUUUCAGUAAUCCUGUAUUUGAGAAGAAUUGGGAAUGCAUCACAUUCUAAGAAUUCUUAAAUGACUUUACUAGUUAAGAUGAGAUCUAUUUCUAUUUGUAUGCUCGAAAUCUCUUAUUCCGUGGGCCUGAAUGCCAACACACAACCGCAUACUAUGAGCCUCAUCAUUACAUUCCAUUAUUGUAGGCUGAGUUUGUAGCAACUCAUAUACUCUCACAAUAUGAAACUGCAACCCUCCAGCAAGUCAAAAAAGUCUUAAGAGAAAAAGCAGUCAACAAGACCAUAACCAAGAACCUCUUCAUUGUGGAUGCUUCUUUUGUUUUGAGAAUUUUGCUUGAAUUUUAUAGAGUAGAACGUAGAAAUAGAUACAAGAUGUUUAAGAUAGCAUUUGGAAGUAGAGCCACAAAUAUCAGUUUCAAACAGUUCAGAGUUGUAUUGAUCAGCAAUUACCCCUAUAUCACAGACCUUGAAUUAGCAACCCUUUAUAGAGAGGCCUACUCUUUUACUGGCACAGGAGUAUCAAUUGAUUCCUUCUACACUGUGGCUUCAGAGACUGGAUUUUUCAUUAAGCAUCUUAAAUUAUAGAGUCUAACUACUCAACCGAAAAUUGUGAAUAAAGAAUUCGUUUUCGAACCCAACACUCAACCCUUCCUUAUUGUCAAUGAAGCAUACAAGAGAUUUCAAGCAUAUUAAAGUAAAUUAGAGUAAAUCUUAAUUGAUUUUGGUUUGGAGGAACUGUUUGCGUAAUUUAAAGAAUUCGACAAUUUGAUCCAAUCGAAGUUUGCACCGCUUUAACACAAUCAAAAGUCCUUGUCAUAGGUCAUUGAAAGUUACAUGAGUGUGUUUAGGAACAUCAAUAACCUCAUUUGCAACAGACUGUACCUCUAAGACUAGUAAAUAUCGUAUCUAUUUAGGAUUCAAUAAGGGUAAGAGUUCCUUACAAAGCAUGAGGACAAGAUGAAACUCAAUAAAGAGUAGAAUAGAGAGGCUUAAUUUUACUCUGGCGAUAAUUUUAAUAAACAAUAUUUGAGAAGAGAAGACUUCAUUCCUGAUAUAGAGAUAUUGAAAGGACAAAUGGAUUGUUUAGAACAUCUCGGCUCUCACUUAGAAUCUUAUGAAUUAGUAAAGAGAAGGCGAGAUUAUUGUAUGACAAUUCAAGCGAAGAAGAUCUAGAAAUUUGUUAAGAAAAAGAUGAACAAAUUUUAUAGUUUUGUAAGUUCUUUGCUAAGUGCCAAAUUCAAAGCUUCACUCAAAUAAGGGAAAUGA
Molecule: messenger RNA, 2838 nt
Organism: Paramecium tetraurelia
Lineage: Eukaryota; Ciliophora; Oligohymenophorea; Peniculida; Parameciidae
Exons: 2
Source: RefSeq, a predicted model, not a curated record